AUGACGCACACGGAGAACGACGAUCCGACGCACACGGAGGAGCGCUCGGUCGGGAUCGAGCUGUACGCCAACGCCGCCGCCGGGUUCGAGGGCAUCGUCAAGGAGCGAUUCAGUGAUUUCAUCGUGCGAGAGAUCGAACGAGAGAGCGGGAAUGGGUGCGAGCUGAGUGAACUUCGAGCGAUCGUGGACGAAGCGAUCGACGAGCGCGAGCGAGCGAAGUUUGAGCGAGCAAAGGCGAACUUCGCCGCGACGGCGGCUCCCGCGCGCGAGGACGGGACGGAGGAGCGAGUUGAAGACGACGAUGACGAGGAGAACGACGCUAUCGAUGAGAAAGCGAUGGAAGAGUUCGAGGCAAUGUGCGGAGAAGACGAAGCGAGACGGUUGAAAGAGUUUUUAGCCAUCCCAGGAGUGACGCGUAAGAGUCAGAAAUAUUUAGAUAGACACACGGAGACACCCGCUCCAUUGGUGCUCAGGGCGACGACGGACAAGUCGAAACGAGCGCAGAUUCACCAAUUUUUCAAGAGACACUUCUUUUUACCCACUGAUAACGUCGUCGAAUCUGAGGAGAGCGAGAAGGAGGCUUUGAAAAAUAACCAGAAACCUCCCUCAAGCGUUCGCGUGCACGCAGCCGAAAAGCAAGGGAAAAAGCGCAAGAAUCAAGCACCGCAGGUCAAGGAUCAUCGGCAAUCGUUCAACUUUUGGCCGGAGGGCGUGCCCGAGUAUGUGAAAUUUGCGCUUUGCAAGGAAAACAAGGAAUCUCAUGAGAUUUUGAGCGUCAUUGCUCGCGCUUUGAAGGUGCAUUACAAGUCACUUGGCAUUUCGGGAACGAAGGACAAGCGCGCGGUUACUACGCAACACGUCACUAUGCGACGAGUUCGGGCUAAGAGAUUGGCUAAACUCGUGCUGUACGGAUGUAAAAUCGGUAACUACAAGUACGUCGAUAAACCACUUGGGUUUGGAGAUCACCUUGGGAACGAAUUCGAGAUCACCCUUCGUGGCAUCGAUCCCGCAGAGGUUGACAAGGUUGAGGAAUCAGUGCGCUCGCUUGAAUCUUCGGGGACAAUCAACUACUUCGGUUUGCAGAGAUUUGGAAAUGGCGAUGUCAAGCACGCAACGCAUAAAAUUGGAAUAGAACUUCUGAAGGGUAACUGGCAGGGUGCGAUCGAUCUCUUGCUUCUGCCACGUGAUGGAGAGCGAGGAGAUGUCGCUGCUGCGCGCGCGAAAUGGCAGGAAACACGGGAUCCUGAGGUGGCUUUGAAACUGUUCCCACGUUGGUGCGCGGCAGAGCGCGCCGUCUUGGAACGUAUGACGAAAGUACGAUCGACCGAUUUGGUCGGGCCACUCUUGGCCACACCGAGGCAGAUAAGGCUGAUGUAUGUCCACGCUUAUCAAGCAUUCAUGUUCAAUCGAGUUGCUUCGGCACGAAUCCGUAAAUACGGAAUGAACACGGUUGUUGAAGGAGAUUUAGUUCUUGAGGAUGGAGGAUUCGCAGAGUUUGAGAACGAACGGGAUGAUGAUGAUAGAGAGGUGACGAUGCCGAAGGUACGCGUGGUUACCGCCGAGGAAGCAGCUUCGAGUUCUAUUGAUCCGCAGUGCGUUGUACUUCCGCUUCCGGGUCACUCAGUCAUUUACCCAACGAACAUGGGCGAUAUUUACAAGAAAAUCGCCGCUGAGGACGGUAUCAAUCUGGAGAGCGUCUCUCACUCCGUUCGUGAAUUUUCCAUCACAGCUUUCACAGGAGAUUACCGUCGAUGCUUCCUCAGGCCUAAGAAUAUUUCGCACCGUAUGACAUGUUACGCCGACCCAAAGGCUGACUUGGCUUUGACCGAUCUCGAUCGCGUGAAUGGCGUAAACGAGCUCAAGAUCGAAGAUGGCCCUUUGCGCGCUGUCACCGUCAAAUUUACCCUUCCACCCUCGUCUUACGCCACCAUGGUCCUUCGCGAGCUUAUGAAGUCGAACACCUCGGUAUUGGCGCACAAGCAAAAGACGCUAGAUUCCGCGCGUACGAGCGAGCCAGACGCAUGA
Ostreococcus tauri is the source of this 2025-nucleotide messenger RNA. RefSeq names its product Pseudouridine synthase TruD, conserved site. Bases 1 to 2025 code for a protein of 674 amino acids. Lineage: Eukaryota; Viridiplantae; Chlorophyta; Mamiellophyceae; Mamiellales; Bathycoccaceae. The transcript has a single exon. The record is from RefSeq and is a predicted model, not a curated record. Gene Ontology annotation, cellular component: nucleus. Gene Ontology annotation, biological process: pseudouridine synthesis. Gene Ontology annotation, molecular function: RNA binding; pseudouridine synthase activity.